AUAAAAUAUUAAAUUUUGAUUAAAUCUAAUUUAACUUAUUGGGGGUAAAAUGAUUCAUGUUUUUAUCAUCGUUUCAUUUGGUAGAGAACAACGAGUAGUAUUGUAUAACCGUAUCCUAACAACCCUCAAACCGCUUUGUUAUUUGUUAAAACAUUAAGAAAGACUUUUUGUGAAAAUAUUGGUACAGUAUUAAAACUAAAAAAACAUGGUUAAUAAAUGUCUUCUAAUAUCUGGAAUUCUUCUUUGGUGUGUUGCUGGUGGUGCUUACCUCGCAUCUAUGCUCACAAAGUACUGGACGCACACCAUUGGAACACACUCGAAUCUCUUUGAAAUAUGUGUGAUUUCGUUAUGUAAUACACAAGGUUGGAAAGGAGUUGGAAUUCAGUUGCUUGUUCCACGAAUUCUGAUGUUGGUCGGUGCCUUCUUUGUUGUACUCGGGGCAUUUGUUGGUUUGUUUGAAAUCUGUUGCGAUAAGAGACGACGUUGCCUUUUAUCUGACGGAGUGCUUACAAUGUUCGGAGGAUUGGUGAUACUUGCAGCAUGUGCUGUAUACACGGCACUAAAUUUCGCGGAUUAUGUGAUCUUCGGCUAUUCUUUUUAUCUUGGCUGGGUGUCAGGGGCUGUCUAUAUUCUUACCGGCGCAUUACUAGGAUGUGCGGGAAAGUGAAACAAAUUGAUCAUUGAAUAAAUAAAACGCACAAACUAAAAUAUUCAAGUAUUAUGGGUGAGAUAAAUACUGUUAGAACAUAACAUCCCAUGUUUACAAUGAAAAAUAAAAAGACGGCCCAUCUUACCCCAACCUACCGUGUGCAUUUUAAACUGAACUAUGUUUGUUCUAUUGUUCUUAAUAUUUUAACUUGGAGUUUUAUGAGAUUUCCAUGAACUUUUAUAUUGGUAAAGUGAGGACUCGUAUACAAAAGUUAAAUACUAUCGAUGAAAAUAUGCUUUGUUAUAAAGCAGGUGUUUUUGUUUGUGUUGUGAAUAUUUGAAGCGCUUUAAAAAUAAAAGCUGUAAAAGGAAGUAA
This is a messenger RNA of Ciona intestinalis (vase tunicate), 1024 nucleotides long. Its product is annotated as claudin domain-containing protein 2-like. NCBI's taxonomy places the organism in Eukaryota, Metazoa, Chordata, Ascidiacea, Phlebobranchia, Cionidae. Gene Ontology annotation, cellular component: membrane. The record is from RefSeq and is a predicted model, not a curated record.